Exaiptasia diaphana is the source of this 867-nucleotide messenger RNA. RefSeq names its product testis-specific serine/threonine-protein kinase 1-like. The record is from RefSeq and is a predicted model, not a curated record. Gene Ontology annotation, biological process: microtubule cytoskeleton organization; intracellular signal transduction; protein phosphorylation. Lineage: Eukaryota; Metazoa; Cnidaria; Anthozoa; Actiniaria; Aiptasiidae. Gene Ontology annotation, cellular component: cytoplasm. The transcript has 3 exons. The coding region runs from base 1 to 867 and encodes 288 amino acids. Gene Ontology annotation, molecular function: protein serine/threonine kinase activity; ATP binding; tau-protein kinase activity.
AUGUCGAAGUUUUCCGACGAUGCUCGAGUACUCGCCGACAGAGGAUACGAUAUUAUCGACGGUGUCCGAUUAGGAGAAGGGACGUACGCUAAAGUAAAGUGCGCAUACUCGCGGGAUAUGAAAAUUUACGUAGCGGUCAAGGUCAUCGAUAGGAAAAAAGCACCAAAAGAUUUCCUUCAAAAGUUUAUGCCAAGAGAACUCGCUAUAAUACAAACGUUGAGACACCCACACAUUAUCGAAGUUCAUGAAGUAUUUGAGGAAGGAGAAAAGGUUUACGUCAUUAUGGAAUACGCAGAAAAAGGAGACUUGUUGGACCACAUUAAAAGGAGAGGUUGCAUCCGAGAAUCCAAAGCAAAAGUAAUAUUGRUACAACUCCUCGAUGCCGUGGAUUUCUGCCACAAACAAGGAAUUGUUCAUCGAGAUCUAAAAUGCGAAAAUGUCUUGAUAAACAAGAACAAUGAAGUCAAACUGACUGACUUUGGUUUUGCUAAAUUUAAGAUGAAUAAUGAAUUGUGCAAGACGUUCUGUGGGUCAGCGGCUUARGCUGCAUUAGAAAUAUUACAAGGUAUCGAAUACGACGGUGAAAUGGUGGACGUGUGGAGUCUGGGUGUGGUCCUUUUUACRAUGGUAACYGGKCGAAUGCCAUUUGAUGACUCAAGCCUGAGCACGUUGAAAAAACAAAUGAAACAGGGUGUGGCCUURAGAAAACCUAAACAGAAUAUAUCUGAAGACUGUAAAGACUUGAUACGCAGUAUGCUGACUCCAAAUCGACACCAGAGAAUUACAAUACAUCGAAUCAAAUCKCAUKGAUGGCUUGCUGAACCGCAGUCGCGCUCAAGUAGCUCAAGAACUGUAGCUUCAGUYUAA